CAUUAUUUGACGAAAGAUUGUGGUUGCAAAAAACAUGUUUGUUUGGGUUGAAUCACGCAUCCGACGUAAAUAUCAAUUAAAUUUUGUCUGAGAACAGUUAGUUAACAGAUUUUUUUGCCGCCCAAUUGGAUCAACUGGUGAAAAGGUUGACUUGUAAAUGUCUCCGGAUUUAUUCAAUUUCUAUGAUUCUAUCGAUUCAUUAUUGGCGCGUAUCAGCUGUUCGUUGAGGGAUUCAAAUUCUGAAACUAAAGAAAUAUCGAAUGAUAGUCUGCUGGAAUUGGAAUCUCUAUUCGGUCAAGCACUUCUGGGACGGGCGUUGAAUUUAGUGUACAACAAAACACCGAUUAAACUGUAUCGCACCACAAACGGGACUGGACAGUUGUUCGAAGUACACGGUUCCAAGCUAGACGUCGUCUACCAGAUCUAUCCAGGGGUCAAUUUUUGUACAUGUGAAUCGUUUCGCUACUGGGUUCUACAGCAACAACACCAACCUACUUGCAAGCACGUGUUAGCGACACAAUUGGCGCUGCCGUUGGGACGUCUCACCGAGAUUACCAUUAAGGAUAAAGCUUAUGUCGAGUUGAAAGCUGAUCUGAUCAGAGCAAGGUUUCGCUCUUUGCAACCAUCAAAUGCAAGUGCAGGCGAAGGCUCAUCGAAACACUAA
Molecule: messenger RNA, 664 nt
Organism: Malaya genurostris
Lineage: Eukaryota; Metazoa; Arthropoda; Insecta; Diptera; Culicidae
Gene: Sws1
Exons: 3
Coding region: 158-664 (168 amino acids)
Biological process (GO): double-strand break repair via homologous recombination; tRNA processing
Cellular component (GO): Shu complex; nucleolar ribonuclease P complex
Molecular function (GO): zinc ion binding
Source: RefSeq, a predicted model, not a curated record